This is a messenger RNA of Anguilla anguilla (European eel), 2832 nucleotides long. RefSeq names its product solute carrier family 38 member 8a (gene slc38a8a). Gene Ontology annotation, biological process: amino acid transmembrane transport. The record is from RefSeq and is a predicted model, not a curated record. The coding region runs from base 136 to 1461 and encodes 441 amino acids. Lineage: Eukaryota; Metazoa; Chordata; Actinopteri; Anguilliformes; Anguillidae. Gene Ontology annotation, molecular function: amino acid transmembrane transporter activity. The transcript is spliced from 10 exons.
CCACCCACCACCCCACCCCUUCGCCUCUCACCCGAAGUUUGGAAGUGCACUGAGCAAGAAAAGCGUCACACUUGUCGGAGUCGGCGAAGAUUUAAUUCAGGAAAGUCAAGAGCGAAGCGUGCGGCCCGGUCAAGAAUGGAAGAAUUAGCGAGGGAGAGCAUCAGCUUGCUGGCCAAGCCUGCGCUGGACACAGACGGGCCGAGGCUAGGUUCCUUCGGAGCGAUAUUCAUUAUGCUGAAAUCUGCGCUGGGCGCGGGACUGCUAAACUUUCCGUGGGCUUUCGAGAAGGCGGGGGGCGUGAACACAGCUGUCGCAGUGGAAAUGGUUUCCCUGGUGUUCCUGAUCAGUGGCCUUGUGAUUUUGGGCUACUCCUCGUCCAUCAGCGGUCAGAACACGUACCAGGACGUGGUGCGGGAGGUGUGCGGCCCCGCCAUCGGCCAGCUGUGCGAGGUCUGCUUCGUCUUCAACCUCUUCAUGAUCUCCGUGGCCUUCCUGGUGGUGGUCCAGGACCAGCUGGAGAAGCUGUGCGUUUCCCUGUACGAGACGGUCACGGGGUCCACGGAGGCGGAGAUGCCCCACCACUGGUACACGGACCAGCGCUUCGCCCUCUUCGUCCUGUGCGUCGUCCUCAUCCUCCCCCUCUCCAUCCCCAAGGAAAUCGGCUUCCAGAAGUACACCAGUAUUUUAGGUACUCUCGCCGCAACGUACCUGACCGUGGCCAUAAUCGUGAAAUAUUACAUGAAGGAAGAACACACUGCUAUCAUCACGCCUACGUACACCAAUGGAGUGAGUUCAUGGGCUUCGAUGUUCAGCGUCAUUCCGACCAUCUGCUUCGGGUUUCAGUGUCACGAGGCCUGCAUCGCCAUCUACAGCAGCAUGGAGAACAAGAAGCUCUCCCACUGGGUGAUCAUCUCGGUGGUCUCCAUGUUCUUCUGCCUGCUCAUCUACUCCCUCACAGGGGUCUUUGGGUUCUUGACGUUUGGGAAGGAGGUCGCAGCGGACAUCCUGAUGUCGUACCCGGGCGACGACGUCGUCAUGAUCGUCGCUAGGCUACUCUUUGGAAUUUCCAUCAUCACCAUCUAUCCCAUCAUCCUGCUGCUGGGCAGGUCAGUGAUUCAGGACCUGCUGCUGCGUUGCCGUCGGCGACACGCCGUGGUAACGCAGUCCUAUGAGAACCGCAGCCGUGUGGUGCUGACGGUGGCCUGGACCGCCGUCACCCUCCUCAUCGCCAUCUUCGUCCCCGACAUGAGCGAGGUCAUCAGCGUCAUCGGGGGCAUCAGCGCCUUCUUCAUCUUCAUCUUCCCAGGUCUGUGCUUAAUAUUCUCCAUGCAGACAGAGCCCGUGUCUCCCAGGACAAAGAUUGUUUUGACGACGUGGGGCGCGAUCACCGUCCUGUGCGGAGCCUUCAUCUUCGGCCAGAGCACCACAAUCGCUGUCAUGGAGCUGUUCAACAAGUUUUAAUCAUCACCAUCAUCAUCCUCGUUAUCAACAUCAUAAUUAGAACCACCAUCAUGGAGCUCCUCAGCAAGUUGUAAUGGUGGCCAUCCCCAUCACUACCACCCUUAUCAUCAUCAUCAUCAUCAUCAUCACCAUCAUCAUAAUUUUCAUCAUCAUCGUCGUCAUCACUUUGAUGGACCUCCUUUGACAAGUCUGCUCUCGCCAGCUCGGAGGCCUCCAGUGAAAUUUUAAUCUGGAUGAAUUUUUGUGUUGAAAGCACCUCAAUCCACAGGCCAACAUCGCCAUCAAGGUUGGCCCCCUUGGGCGCUCCAGGAUCAUGGGUCUCUAUGUACAACUCCUGCCUCCACCCCAGCUAAUACCGUUAGCCUUUUUUUUUACUGUUAGCCUCAGGCGGUUCCUUAUGCUGCUGGAACACGGUUCUGGGAACACCAAUCAGGUGAGAGCAAGGGUUCAUGAACCGUAGAAAGAGGGGGAGCAGCCAUUACGUGCUGUCUGUGGUUUUGCUGCUUUGAACCGAAUCUGUGUUUUUGUUGACGGUGAGUGUGUCUGCUUGAUUGACAGCCCGUGGAAGUGCCGCUCUCGUUUUGGGGUUCGUGAAAGGUCACGCUGUUUGUGUUCCUCUUUCAAUCUCACACAACGAUUUUUAAGAACGGCUGAAGGAUUAGUCUUAAUAGACAACCGAAAUGAUUCCUUCAUUUUUAUUUCAUUAUUUGGGGGAUAUGUGUUGAAGGUUUUGAGGAAAAAACAUGUUUUUUGUGUAUUUAGAGGGUGCAUAAAUUUGUCCUAAACAUUGCAAGAGGGGUGGCCCCCACCAUUGUGGAAAAAAUUGGGUCCAAGGUGAAGGUGGGUUGUACUGGAUUAUGACACCGGUAUGCAAAUAUUAUUCUAGAACUUCAUCUUAGGAUUCCACAGAAUGUUUUCUUAAAGCUGCAAUACAUUAAAUCUAGAUCUUGUAUCAGAUUUAGAAAAUCUCAACAGAAAGAAUGAGAGAGAAUACCUGGAAUGGAUUUAGAGGACAUUCUGACCAUUGACUACAAAUUUACAUGUUAUCAAUCCUGAACAUACCAAGCGUGUUCACUGGAUGAAUGUGAAGGUUUACUUCCGUGGAUAGAUUCUCCGGCAACCACGUGGAACAGGUGUGUGACUGCCAUUUAGGGAAGGAAAAGAAAUGCGCUAACAAGUUUCAUUUCAAGUUUUCAAUAAAAAAACAAAAUGUAUUCCUUCAUUUCUUUGGUAAUAAUAUGUCUGGAAUUAUAUGUUUUAUGGAUGACAAAUGUUUUAACUGUGUAUUUUACUAGUCGUUGUGAGUUUACUGUAUGUGUGUGUGUCUGGGGGGGUAUGUUUUUAUGGAUUAAUAUAUGUAUAUUCAAAUUG